AAAUAAUUUGAGCACAGGUUUAGAAAGUAAAGUAAGUUCCCUCAACUCACCUCUUCAAUUAACGGACUCUGGACCAAUCAGGACCAAAUACCUGAACCAAAUACCUGGACCUAAUCAGGAGCCUCAAUGCAGGCUGCACGAGUCUUGUUGGUGGUGUGGACCAUGAUAACCCUCUCAAGAGCAGUGUUCACACCUUCUGAAGCCCUCGACAGGAGGGAUGGAGACUUUCUUAUCGUCGGCAUCUUCGAUAUCGGGAACUUGAAUGAAGAGGAAACAGAAUGUGAUCUGACAGUAUCAGAUGUAUACCCUUUAGAGAAAGCGCUCGUCUUUCAAGACUUGAUGCAGGGCUUUACUAGCGUGGACAACUACUCUAUCGGCUAUGAGAUCUACUCAGGGUGCCACGCCCCAUUCCUAGCUCACCAGAUCAGCAGCAGAGUGGCUCUUAACGAGAAAGUGGUUGGCUUCCUCGCUUCUGAUUGGGCGGUUAAUGUACGACCUUCUAUUGGAUCCCCAGCUUCUUUCUUCAUUCCCACUAUUGGAUACAUUUACUCAGAGGAUGCAUUCCUUGAAAAGAAACAAUACCCUACCUACCUGUCGCUGAUAGAGACCGAGGAAAUGGAAGCUCAGAGCAUCAUAAGUCUUUUAAAGUUUUUAGAGGCCAAAUACGUGGAUAUCUGGUAUAACACUGGUUCAGAAAGCGUUGCAAGAUACGUUUAUCAAAACUAUGUUUUGCAGAAAAGUGGAGGAAGGUACGUAAAGUUCGAUGGAAAAAAAGAUACUAAAGAUCACAAAGCUACUAAAUAUGACAAUGAGAAUUUCAAAAUCAAAGAUGAGUUUGAGGAAUACGACAUCAAUUCUAAGGUGCCAGAAGCGCCGAUACAACUUUUGCUUUUCAACGGGAACGAACACCAUGUAAUCCCAUUCCUAAACGAGACAAUACACACUAGAAAAUGGAAAAACAAGACGUACAUAUUCGGUUAUACCGUCUCAAGGGACCACUACCGCGAGGUUUCGAGAAAAAUCCUGGACGAUGAGAUAUUGGCAGAUGUGGAAAAUGAGAUUUUCAUUUACCUAAGAUCAGAAGUGCAGAACGCAGAUCUCCGCAGGCUACAGCUUGAAGGAGGUUUGCUCUACGAUCGAGCUAAAGCAGCCGAUGAUAGUCUAUCUCAGCACUACAACGAAAUAAGAAAAUGCAAUUUUGAUCACCCUGACAAGGACAUGGCUUCUGUUUGUGAAAACAAAAAGUCUUUUACAAGUUGGAUGAGUUUCGUUGCCACCGCAACACAGCUCUUAAUAAAUAACUUGGAGGUAGUACUGCCGGAAAUGGAGGGAGAUAUAAACAUAUUCGAUCUGAGAAAGAAACUCUUUGCAAGAGUGGAAUCAGGCAUACACGCAGUGCAAAUAUACGAUGAUUACUCUGUCAACAACAUCAGGUUCGUGAACAGCACACUUGCGAAAGGAUACGAGGUGAUAGAAUACCGCAGGAGAAUCACCAGCAGUGAAGAGGUGAAGAGAGGGGUUGUGUUCUACAACCACUCUCUCUCAGUACAGAGUCUUUUCCCCACCCUAAAAGAUAACGUGGGAGAGACAGGAGGAAGUGAGCCCUGUGCCCCUGACUGCCCUGCAGGGAGACACAUUGCUCUCAUGUCUCAUUACUCUGGGCUCACUAGCUGCUGGACCUGCAAUCCGUGCACUGCAUCCACUGUAUCGUCAGAGGUGAACUCAAAACAGUGUACUGAAUGUGAGGAUAAUGAAUAUGCUGCGGAGGGUAACACAGCAUGUAAACCCGUCCUCAAGAACUUCAUCUCUCUCAAGUCUCCCCAGUUUGUUCUGGGGCUGUGUCUAAGUGUGAUUGCCGUGGUGAUUACAGUAUCCACAGCAGUGUUCAUAUUCGUUCACAAGGACAGGCCUGUGAUAAAAGCAUCUGAUCACGUUUUCUGCUACCUAUUCCUCUCUUCUCUGUGCCUGGGAGAUAUCCUCACGGUGUUAACUCUUCUGGAACCUUCCACUCUAACCUGCAACGCAGAGUUCUACAUGUGUGCUCUCUUCGUGUGCUGUGUCUGCACCAACCUCUUCUACCGCUCUCUUAAGAUCUACAAGAUCUUCAUGACAGCAGCUAACUUCGACCUCAGACGCCCCUUUAUCUUCAAACUCCUCACUCGACCAGCUCAGUUUGUCAUUCUGGUGGUGAUGAUGGUGGUGACCGCUCUUCUGACCAUGGUCUCUAUAAUGCACAAGGGGUGGGAGUACCAGGAAGCACUGGAUCCUCACAUCAGUAUCCACAAAGUCUGCACCCCGGCCAACUUCCUAGCCACCUGUUACCCCUUCAUCAUCCCAUGUGUGUUCCUAGCUGCCACCCUUCUUAUAGCGUACAAAAUGAGGCUGUUCCCUCACAACUUCAAAGAAACCACCACUAUCUUCACCACCUGCCUGAUGAUCGUGGUUAUAUGCCUCAUGUUCCUCAGUGGGUAUUCUGUUUCAGAGCCUGCUAUAAAGUCCAUGUUGAGAGCAAUUGUGUUCUUUUCCAUCUCACAGAGCUUCCUGCUGUGUUUCUUCCUGCCCAAGAUUGUGGUUCUGUUGAAGAUGGACGAUCUGAUUGCAGGCGAGGACCUCAGUUCUGCUAUACAAACCUUUUGUGAGGCUGAUGAUAAAAGAAAGGAGAUCGUGGCACAACAGGAAUUAAAGAAGAAGGAGUCGGUGGUGGAAGAACUGUCAACGAAGUGAUUGAUGAGUUACAAAUAGGGAAGUAACUAUUUUCAAAUCGGAUUUAAUUUGCACAAAUAGUUUCUAUAUUGUGCCAAUUGAUUCCGACAGAACUAUUGGCCCAAAAAAAUGUGUUCGUCUCUUUGAGACGCAUCUUUUGAUUUGUGUAACUGGUUCAGUUUACAGAAUAUUGGGAGAUUAAAUUUGGCCUCUACACGGCCUCUAUAUAACCUCCAUACGGCCACUACUGCAGGCCUUUGAACUCCCAUGAAUUUCGAUAGUCGCGACUAUUGACUAAUUAAGGUCUUAUAGUUAUAUAAAUAUCAGCUAUUUAUACAGUUGCAUUUCAGUAAAGAUUGUAAAUAGUUGAAUAUGUACGAAUAAGAUUAUGUACAUAUUAUAUAGGGCAACUAGAACAAAUACCGGUGCAACAAUAAGACAACAUUAAGCCUUAUAUAGAUAUAUGCAAGUCUCUUAUAUUUUCAUGAAAACAUACGUUAAAAUUGAUUUUUCAAAUGUAUUCUAUGAUCCAUGAGAAAAGGUAAAAUAUUUGAGCCAUUUAAGUUUUCGUGUGUGAGUUUAUUGUGAGUUUUUAGAUGAAAUUGAAAAUUUCGCUAAUUAUUUUGAACCAGCAAUAUUUUAAGAAUUAAAUUAGGCCCAAGGGUCUCUUUUUGUUUCUUAUAUGUUGUAAUAAACUUAUAUCAGAUAAAUGUUAGCGAUAUAAAAAGUUUUUAAUUUGUCCGGAGAAAUAUUAUAACGUUAUUUCCAAUAUUUGUGCAUACAAUUCUGACUCAUAAAGACCUCGUUAUGACCGUUGGAGCAUUUUACUUCACCUGAAACAUGAGGCAAGGUUUAAUUUUUCCUCAAGAUCGACAUGUCACUGUCAGAAAAAUAAGUAAUCAAAAUACCUUAUCACAUGGCUUUUACUGACGCGAUUAACAGU
Bolinopsis microptera is the source of this 3646-nucleotide messenger RNA. RefSeq names its product metabotropic glutamate receptor 4-like. Gene Ontology annotation, biological process: G protein-coupled receptor signaling pathway. Gene Ontology annotation, molecular function: G protein-coupled receptor activity. The record is from RefSeq and is a predicted model, not a curated record. The transcript is spliced from 8 exons. NCBI's taxonomy places the organism in Eukaryota, Metazoa, Ctenophora, Tentaculata, Lobata, Bolinopsidae. Gene Ontology annotation, cellular component: membrane. The coding region runs from base 127 to 2724 and encodes 865 amino acids.